GGAAGCUGUGACAAUGGCCGUGGGAGCCGGAGCCCGAGGCUGAAGGGGCCGGGCUGGAACUCCAGCUGAGCGAGGCGGGCUGAGGUCGCUGAUGCGCUGCCUUCCCAAAGCUGAGCUCUCUCGCUCUCCCCGGUUAGCGCCAGACCACCGACCCCACAGCUGAAGACCGACUCCGGGGAAAUCGACGCCCUAGGGACGCGCGCAAGGCUGGCGGUCGUCGGGAGCGCGCACGUCUGGACGCCGCCGCGGACAAUGCUGCUGCUGCUGCAACUGCUGUCGCUACUGCGGGAGCUCACGGCAGAGAGUCCCUGGGGGCUGCCUGUGGUAGCUGAUGGCCCAGCUUCCUUAGCAAAGGUGGUGAUGGCAGAACUGGCUGACCUGAAGUUAGAAAACAAGCCAUGGCCUGGAGGGACACACUCUCUCCACUACCACUACCUGGCCCUAUCAGAGCCAGGCCCGGGCCUUCCUCAGUUUCUGGCUGUAGGCUACGUGGACGACCAGCCUUUCAUCCAUUAUGACAGUCGUGUGGACAGAGCCAAGCCCCAGGCCCCGUGGAUGGCAGCUGUGGACACCCAGUACUGGGAAACAGAGACCCAGAAGCAGAGAGCCUGGGCAAAGGUGCAGCAGGUGGAGACAUGGACUGUGAUGGGCUACCACAACCAGAGCAGUGGCACACACAGCACUCAGCGAACGUUCGGCUGUGAGAUCCAGGAAGACGGCCGUACCAGCAGCUUCUGGCAGUUUGGCUUUGAUGGCCAGGACCACCUGUCACUGGACCUGGAGACUCUGAGCUGGGUGUCAGCCAAGCCUGUGGCUGUGCAGACCAAGCGUUGGUGGGAAACAGAGCGCUGCUAUGCCGAAUACGACAAGGCCUACCUGGAGGGCCUCUGCCUCACUUCCCUGCACAGGUACCUGGAGCUGGGCAGCCAGAGCCUCACCCGGAAAGAGCCGCCCAAAGUGCAGGUGACAAGACACACAGCUGAGGAUGGGAGCAUCACACUGAGAUGCUGGGCCCGGGGCUUCUACCCACGGGACAUCUCAUUGAGCUGGUGGCUGGGGGAGGAGGAGCUGGUUCAAGAGACCGAGUAUGUGGAGACACGCCCCGGUGGAGACGGUACCUACCAGACAUGGGCGGCCGUGCGGGUGCCAGCCAGGAUGGAGAAUGGGUACAUUUGCCAUGUGCAGCACUCCAGCUUGAACCAUACACUCACUGUGGCCUGGGAAGCACCCUCUCAUCAGUGGAUAACCAGUGCCAAGGUUAUCUCCAUCAUCUUCACCAUCACUUUCUUGCUGGUGGCUGGAGUUUUGAUUUUCAUCAAGCAGUACUCUCAAGCCAGGAAUAAGGAAUCUUGCAAACAAGCCCCAGGUGGAGAGGAGCCUCAUAAUUCCCAAAACCCAAUGAGCGUGGAGGCUGCUCAGCUACUCUGCUGACACAAGUUCACUGUCACAGAUCAAGGAGGUGUUUUAUAGAGGGUUUGGGGGCAUCCAGUGUGCUAGCUGGCUGGCAGUGGUGAUCCAACUGUGAAGGGCCCACCCCACCUCAAAACUGAGCCCUCCUCAGCUCCAUCAGCCUCAUCACAAGCAGUCUGGGCCACUAAGAUAGAUUUGCCAUCUUCCUGAAGUCCUUUUAAAAGUCUAAUUGUCUCCAGUUUGGGGGCGUGGGAAGGAGGGCAGUAAUAAUUCCUCAGAUCGGUUCACACUUGACAAUUUGCACGAUAAUUUCAUGUAAAGUGUAAAUCCCACCUGAGCCUCUCAGGUACUCUGUGAGUUCGGUGAUGGUAUUCUCACCUCCACUUCCCCAACAUGGAAACCACAGCUAUGGGAAGUUAAGGAAGAACCAGAAGAACAGUCAAGGAGUUAUGGGGGCAGCAUGGCCAAAUGCCUACCUCCUUUUAUAAAUGUGUUCUUGUGUGUAUGUAUAUUUUCUUUUAUAAAGAUUGGAGUGUUGGGGGGUGUGAGGAUAUGUGGUUCCUGCAGGGUGAGGGUGGGUGUGUGAGGACAAGGGGGUCCAUGAUGUGUGUGAGGGUGUGUAGGGAGUGACGGUGUAUGGGGGGGGUGUGUAGCAGGGGGUGACUUUGUGUGUAUGAGAAGUUCAAGGGACAGGUGCCCAGGGACCUGUUAGCCCAGGGCAGCUGAAGGAUGGAAAACAAUAGUCAGUAUUUUCCAUCCUGUCCUCUUGAAUGGUUUGAAUUUUUACAAUAAGUACAUGUUACUUUUACAAUAAGGGGAAGAGAAGUUUCACUAUGUCCUGUGGAAAUGCUUGUUAAGAAUUCUUGUUAAGGAUGUGUCUGGGAAGGUCCAGCCUCUCCUUCUCUGAAUUUCAGUAUAGCAGAAA
Molecule: messenger RNA, 2335 nt
Organism: Lynx canadensis (Canada lynx)
Lineage: Eukaryota; Metazoa; Chordata; Mammalia; Carnivora; Felidae
Product: H-2 class I histocompatibility antigen, Q10 alpha chain-like
Exons: 8
Coding region: 253-1431 (392 amino acids)
Biological process (GO): immune response
Cellular component (GO): external side of plasma membrane
Source: RefSeq, a predicted model, not a curated record